Messenger RNA from Coffea eugenioides, 4222 nucleotides. RefSeq names its product lysine-specific demethylase JMJ25. Gene Ontology annotation, cellular component: histone deacetylase complex; chromatin. Gene Ontology annotation, molecular function: chromatin DNA binding; histone H3K9 demethylase activity; transcription coregulator activity. The record is from RefSeq and is a predicted model, not a curated record. The coding region runs from base 198 to 3446 and encodes 1082 amino acids. Gene Ontology annotation, biological process: regulation of transcription by RNA polymerase II. NCBI's taxonomy places the organism in Eukaryota, Viridiplantae, Streptophyta, Magnoliopsida, Gentianales, Rubiaceae. The transcript has 12 exons.
CCAGAGCCGAGUCCCCCUUAGAUUCCCACCUCUGAAAAAGUUUUUUCCCCAAACAGUCUCCAACCCACCGCAGGACUCUCUCAUCGUCACUUCUCCCCGCUAUUAAUUACCACUGCCACACGCACUUCACGCACUGAUAGCCACAGAAUCCACCUAAAACCCUAAUUCUGUGAAAGCUCUGAUUUUUUUAUCUGUGAAUGGCUAAAAAGGAGGAUAUUCCGCCGGACGAAGUCCGGUGCCGGAGAACGGACGGUCGGCAAUGGAGGUGUACUCGGAAAGUAGUAGAAGGGAAAAAGCUCUGUCAUAUUCACUAUCUCCAGGGCCGGAGAAGGCAGCUGAAGCAGAAAGUUCCGGAGUCGCUGAAAUUGGAGAGGAAAAGCAAGAAAAUUAGUAAGAAAGAUGGGGAGAAAAUCAGGGCUUGUUCGUCAAGAUCAUCGUCCAGGAGGAUAGUGAAAAUGGCGUUGGCGGCGGCUGUGAAGAAGAAGCAGAAGAAACGGUGCGUUUCUGAGGUUUUGGAUGAGGCGUUGAGGAGGAUGAAAUUGAAGAGAGGUGAUUUGCAUUUGGAGUUGAUCAGGGAGUUCUUGAAGAGGCAAGUAGAGAAGAAAAGGUUGAAGAAGAAGAAUGAGGAGGAGGAGGAGAGGGAGAAUGAGUGGAGUGGGGAGACUGAGUUGACUCGCGAGUUGCCAAAUGGCAUAAUGGCGAUUUCGCAGAAGAAUUCCGACAAUGCUGGUGGCCAUGAUGCUGUUGAUGUGAAAAUUGGAGAAAAUUCGUGCUCGGGAUGGAACACACAGAGGGGUUUUCGGUCCAAGAAUAUUGAACCCGUACCAUUGAGUACAAUGCAGGUUGUUGCAGUUGAAGUUCAGGAUCUUAAAUCGCUUAUCUUGUUUAGUCAUUUGUUUUUGGUUCAUUUUCAGUUGAAUUGGUGUACUUCUAUUCUUCUUUUAUGGCUAUUGAUUUUCUUGUGGAACUUUUUGGCUCCGUGGAAAAAGGUUGUACCAUCUGUGAAUUAUUUGAGGAGAGUGAAGAAAUGCCAUUGGUGUAGGAGGAGUAUUGGUUGUAAUUUGAUCAAGUGUUUGAAAUGUAGGAAGCAACUCUUUUGUUGGGAUUGUGUUAAAGAAAGAUACUUGGAGAAGAAAGAGAUUAAGGUGGCGUGCCCUGUUUGUCGUGAAACUUGUAGCUGUAUGAUCUGCCUAAAACGUCGAUGGAAGGAAAUGAGUCAUAAGGAGUUUUAUAGGGAUAAAAGGAAAAUUGCGAAAAUCCAACUACUUCAUUAUCUCAUUUCCUUGCUUCUUCCUGUGCUCAAACAAAUUAACCAAGAACAGAACAUGGAGCUUGAGAUGCAGGCCAUGAUUACAGGUGAAGUACCAUCCAAUAUCAAGAUUCAGCAGUCAGAGAUGGGAAACAAGAAGUUAUGUUGCUGCAACAAUUGCAAAACUUCAAUUGUGGAUUACCAUAGAAGCUGUGCGAACUGCUCGUAUAAUCUCUGCUUAAGUUGUUGCUGGGAAUUUUGUCGAGGAAAUUUAUAUGAGAAAUUUUGUUCCAAAGGUUGCAAUGGUAGGGAAAUUCAUCGGUCUGCUGGUGAGCUGCAAUUGAAGAUAAAUCACAUUAGCACUUCUUGCAUAAGUUCUUGCAAGGCGCCCCAUUUGUCUCCGAUGUCACUGAAGAGCUUGAAAGCUUGUUCUGAUGGAAGCGUAUUUUGUCCUCCAGUGGAUUUUGGUGGAUGUGGUGAGAGAAACCUUGAUUUAAGAUGCAUUUUUCCCUUAAGGUGGAUGAAAGAGCUGGAAGCAGGAGCAGAAGAGGUGCUUCAGUGCCAUGACUUUCCAGAAACUGUAGUUGUGUGUUCUUGUGACUCAUUGUGCAAGGGAACUGAGGACAAAGUUGAAAUUCAGCCACUGCAAAAGUUGGCUAAGAGAGUAGAAUCCAAUGAUAAUUUCAUCUAUUAUCCCACUUUAAGUGAUUUAAACAAAGAGAAACUUGGACAUUUCCAGCUGCACUGGGCUAAAGGUCAUCCUGUUAUAGUGCGAAAUGUUAUUCGAAGAACAUCAGUUCUGAACUGGGAUCCAGUUGUGAUGUUCUCCACUUACCUUGAAAGAACAAUUUCUAAGUCUCAAAAUAAGAAGGAAGUGAUUGAUGGAGCUACUUGCUUGGACUGGUGUGAGGUAGAAACUUCUGCCAAACAGAUAUUCAUGGGGUCAAUGGUGGAUGGCACACAUUUAAAUGUGCAGCAUCAGACCCUGAAAAUUAAAGCCUGGCUUUCUUCUAGCGUAUUUCAAGAGCAAUUCCCUUCUCAUUAUGCUGAGAUCUUGCAUGUUUUACCGCUUCAGGAGUAUCUAAAUCCAAUUUCUGGCCAUCUGAAUAUAGCACUCAAGUUGCCAGAAGAAGCGGCGAAACCUGAAAUUGGUCCUUGUAUUCAUAUUUCAUGUGGUGGUCUGGAGGACUUCAUGAAUGCUGAUUUUUUGACAAAACUCUGCUUUGACUCAAAUGAUGUGGUUAAUGUUCUUGCAUGUGUUACGGAUGUUCCAAUCACCAGAGAACAGUUCAAAAAUAUUCAAACAUUGAUGAAGAAGUACAAGGGUCAAGACCAUUUGCAAUCAAGCAGAAAGAACAAUAAUCGAGGUCAUUUGCUUUCCAGCAGUAAUUCUACUGAAGUAAAAGGAAAAUCAUCUUUACACAGUGAAGAAAGUCAAGAAUCAGGCUUGCAAGAUAUGAUGGAAGAAAGGUUAAGCUUACCUAAUGGAAUUGCGAAAGUGCCUCUUUUCACUGGCAAUUCAAUUAAAGGACAAAUAUCAUGCUUUGAAAAUGGGAAUAUACCCUUUGAUUCUGAAAAUGAGUCUGAAUUUGAUUCUGAGUCCUCAAUGCUUUGUUCUGGAAACAUUCAAGGAUUGGAAGAUUCAGAUGAUGAGACUUUCUUUAGGGAUAUCGAGAGCUCUAGUUCUUCCUGCGAGAAACAAACAGCCAAUCCAUCUGGUGCUCAAUGGGACAUUUUCCGUAGACAAGACGUCCCAAAACUUCUAGAAUACCUCAGACGGCAUUCUGAUGAAUUAAGUUCUGCAUACUGCUAUGGCGGACACGUGGUUCAUCCAAUUCUGGAUCAAAGUUUCUUCCUCGAUGCAUAUCACAAGAUGAAGCUUAAGGAGGAAUUUGGUGUUCAGCCAUGGACCUUUGAGCAACACCUAGGAGAAGCUAUCAUGAUUCCAGCAGGAUGUCCAUAUCAAAUUAGAAAACUAAAGCCAUGUGUCAAUGUAGUCCUAGACUUCAUCUCACCGGAAAAUACAACUGAAUGCAUUCGCUUAACUGACGAAAUCCGUCUUCUCCCACUGCGCCAUAGAGCCAGAGGAAAAGUGUUGGAGGUUAGGAAGAUGACAGCAUAUGGAAUCAGCAGUGCAAUUGAAGAAAUCCAAAAGCUAAUGUGCAGAGAGACUGGUGGCAAGCUUGCUGAGAGAUGAUGUACAAAGGGUAGCAACUAUACUUUAAGCAGCUUCUUGUCCGGAGAUAGGAGCUUUCUUUUUGAUAACUAAUGGCCUUGUCUUGCUACAAAGCUUGUAACGCUGAAGGUCACCACAUCUGUUAAUUGAUGGCCUACAGUUAAACAAGGGUCUUAUGCCACCAAACUUUCAGAUUGUAAAGUGGUAGUAGUCCUUUGCUGAACGAAACACUUCGUCUCUGAGUCUUUGCCUUACAUUUCUUACUUCUUUUCAUCUGUUUUGAGUUGGUAUAUACGUGAUAAUUUUUCUUUAUUACUUGCAGUUAUGUGUAACCUUUUGGGGUGCUUCGCUAGCUUGAUAAGGCAAAGGUGGAUUGCAUAUCAACUGGGAGGUAUUUGACAUUCAAUUAGAGCAAGAGCUUUGAGCUUCACGGAGACUUGGUUUGACAUUUGGCUGCCCCGUUUCUCUAAAGGAGGCUGUGAUUUGAUUCCCUGAUGGUUCAGGAUAAUUGUGCCUGUGUUCUUAAUAUGGGUGCAGAUAAGCAAAACUCAAGAGAGAGCUUAAUCGGUGAUAAAGGAGGUUUUGAUUGAGAGAAGACUAAUUUGUUCUGCGCUCUUUCCCAAAAUCUCCUUUUGAGUGAGAUAAAUGAUCCGCAUCUUCAAUUAAUAUACCGCGAGUUGAUGCAUGGAAUACCCGAUAUUGAAUUGUACAUAAUCCACGAUUAUUUCCUUUAUUUUUUCAAAAUAUGUAAUUUUGGAAGUAUAAAUGAAAACUCAGUCAAAAUGAAAUUUAGCUUA